UUAUUGCUAUGUUUAAAUUAUAUUUUUUAUUAGUUUGUGCCUUGUGGUGGACCAUCAAGUUGUCUUUGUCACUGAGUGGCCAGUCUAGAAUUGGCCAGAUUCCGAUGGCUUGACUCUGACGACAAUAGUGAAAUGACGAAGUUAGCCCUUGCUGCAGCUCGACGAUGACAUUCUUUGUUCCUUGCGCGUGUCAGGGUACAGUUGUCUGCGUCCACUAAAAAUGGUCUAACAAUAAAACAACGUGCAGCUAUGUAAUUUGAUCAAUUAAGCUAAUUGAUUAUGAUGUGAUAAGAAAAAAAAACUAAUUGAUUAUUAAUCAUACAAUCGGACGCUGACAACUGACACUUAAGGAGUGGCAGAUUCGGAUUAUUAUUUAGUAGGGGGAAAUGUAUUAUAUUUAUUUAAAAUAUUAAUAAAAUGUAUUUAAAUUGUUUACAUAUUUCAUUACAUUUUAUAAUAUUUUUCAAGUAUAUGAACAAUGUAUUAGCAAUUUCCAAAAUAGAUAUUAUAGACCAACAUCCAAACCAUUUAAUUAAAGAAAUAUAAAUUAAAUAUUUUUACAUAUUUUUUAAGUAUAUAAAAAAUAUUAGUUAUUUCAAAAUAGAGCAUUUUAGACCACCAUUAAAACCAUUUAUUAAAGAAAAAUAUAAAUAAAAAACUUAUAGGUUAAAGUAAAAAUAAUUACUCUCUUUUAAAAAUAAAAUCUUAUAAUAGAAAAUAUAUAAUAAUAAAUACUAAAUUAAAUUUUGUAUAUUAACUAAUUAAACAACAACAAAAUUAAAAAAUAAAAAUGAAAAUAGAAUGACAUUAGAUCUAAGAUUGGGGGCAUAAGACCAAUUUAAUCUCCACGCUACCGGAUGCGUAACAGCAAAAUAUAAUCAAUUUAAUAACAAAUCAACAACAACUAAGUAAAAUAAAAUUUAUAAAUUUACUUGGGCAAUUGCCUCUGCGCUACAAGAGCAUCUCUAAAAAAAAUUUUUUAACUUCAAGUAUAGAGUGUUUUGCUCUCCAAAAAGAAACUUUCAAACUUUAAAUUUAUAGUUUUGAGUAGUAAAACUUCAUAUUAGAAGUUUCAUAACUCAAUAUUUCAAAUUUAAAAUUUCAUAUUUUUAUUUGUAUUUUGAUCCUUACAAUUAAUUACACACCACAUUUAUGAUUCUUAAAUAUUUUUUGUUAUCGUUUUAAUCUUAAUUAUUAUAUAUCAUAAACAUUUCAAAUUUGUUUUUAUAAAUUUAAGUUUCACACAUAAAAUUAAAUAAAAUUUUUAAAAGAAGAUUUAUAAUAUUUUAAAACUAGAAAACAAGAAUAUUACAAAAAAAACUUAACAAAAGACUUUUUAAGAGAUACAUAAAGACAUAAUUAUUAUACAAAUUUAAAUAUUACAAUAAUAUGGUAUUUUGCUUAUAGUUAAAUAUUUAAUUAUUUAUCUCUAUUUAUAAUUUUAUAUUUUAGUGUAAGACUUUAUUAAUUAAUAUUGCUGUAGUAUUUUUAUAUAUGUGUUCGUUAUUUAUAAAAAAAUUGUGGAUUUACAUUAAUUGUGAUAAAUAUAAGGACCAUAGUGUAAAAUACAAAUAAUUUUAAAGUUAAGUUUGGAGUUUUUUUUUUUGAAAAAAACAUCUUGAAAUUUUAAAUAUAGAAUUUUGAAAACUUUAAAAUAGAGUCUUUUUGAAGAUAUUCUAAGAUGUUUUAUUGAAUUGUAGACAUUUCUUUUGAAUAAUUUUAGUCUUUGUCCAUCUAGGACAUUAGAUAAAUAACAAUUCUACUGCUAUAUAAAGUCAUAAAACUGAUUAGUAAAGCCUAACAUUUUGUCACAAAUUUGAUUAAAUGUAAUAAUUUGAAUGAUAGGAUCUUUCGUACGGUUUCAAUGAUUUAGGGCAUAAUCAAUGUAGAGAUGACUUUGCCCACCAACAUACGUAGAAAUACUAUAAAUUAAUAUACACAAUAAACUAAUUAAAUGUUUUGCUUUCGAUUUGAAAUGAUUCGAAAUAUUACACAAAAUUAAUAAAAUAAUAAAUAUUUUUUUAAAAAAUCUAUGUAAAUAUAUAAUAUAAUUAAUAAUUAAUAAUUUAUAUAUAAAAAGUUUACAUAAGUACAAAAAAACAUUGUAUUAUUUAUGUUAAAUUUACAACGAAAUUCUUUUCUAUUUUUACUACCACUUCAAUCUAUUUUCAUAAUAUUUAGUAAAAUUAUAUUUAGAUUAUAUUUAAAUUCUAUAAAAUAUUUUGUAUACACCAAAUAGUAUAGCAAAAGCUAUAUAAAAGUUGAACUUCUUAAAAUUUUAAUUAAUAUAUUACGAUAAAAUUAAUUAUUUUUAAUUUAUAAAAUAUAUAUAUUAAGUAUAGAGAAAUCUAAAAAAAAAAUUGUAAAUUAAUAACUUUAUAAAUUCAUAAAUUUAAUAGUUGGAACAUUUUAUAGAAUUUUUACUGAAUAAUAAUUUUUAAACAAUUUACUAGACGGUAAAAAUAUGAGAGCAACAAAAAGCGAUUUGGUAAAGGUGGUUUCUCGCAUAAAGGUUUCAAAUCAUAAGUGGGAACCUUUGUUCUUCCAAAUUCAAAAUAACAUGUCCAUAACGAGGCAUUUAUAAACGAUUAAACGAUAUAAAAAGAUGUUUUGUUAUUUGAUCAGCUUAGCAAAUAGUGGUAUGUAAAAUAAUCGUUGAUAGAAAGAUGAAUGAUUAAAAUUGUUGACAAAAAAAAGUAAACUGUAAAAGACUAACAUUUAGAAGUGGGCAAAAAAACCGAACCGAACUAAAACAAACCGACUUAAACUAAACCAAAGUGUAUGUAUAAACUAUUUGGUUUAAAAUUUUAUCAAUCCAAAUAGUUCGGGUUAGUUUAGUUUUAAACCGAACUAAACCGAAAACAUGAAGUGUUUUUUAAUUAGAAUAAUUAAAUAUACUAAUAAUAUUAAAAUUUAAUAAAUUUAACAAUUUAACCUAAAUAACUAAACAUAAUUUUAUACAUUUUGCUUUAAAUAAAUAGAAUAAACACGGCUAAAAAUAAAAUAAAAUAAUAUGAAUAUGAAUCUCAUACAUUAAUAUGAAAACCGGAAAAUUACUUAUGAUAUUUAUAUUAGAUUUGAAUAGAACUAAACGUCACAAAAUGCUAACAUGCACGUCUAAAAAUUUCACGUAGAGGGAGACAGAAUUGUGAUCCAAAAGCGCAUUAACUCUAGUAAUUUUUCGGUUUCAAAAUUAAAUUCAUACAAAGAAGACUUUCUAAGAUAAGACUUGUCCAUUUCAAUCAUAAUUAAUAGCUGUAAAAAGGGUAUCAUAUAGGAUGAACAAGCAUUAUGUGUAAAACGACAUGUGCAAGAUGAUGGACUCAAACAACAUGUGAUCUCAAAGAUGUGUUCCAAAUUUGCAAUGAGUGGCUCAACUUCUUGUCUUCAUCUCCGCUAAAUUCGUCUCCAUGUGCCCUCCUCUCUCCGACCAUUCAAAUUGUUUGGCCAAACCAAUCACCUUAUUUUGAUAAUCAAUUAACCGUUAGUUUACACAACAUGUGUUGUCAAAAGUCAAUUGUGAAGCAAUUAUUUGCCAAAGGAGAAAAAAUUGCCUUGUAGAAAAUUAACAUAUGACUUAUAUCAUCAAAAAGACAGUGUGGUUAAAUAAACUUAGAAUUGAUUUACAGAAAGUCUAAAGUAAAUAUUAAGAACGAACUAACAUUUGAGAACCAAGACAGACGUUUGAGGAUUUGAAAAUUAAAAAGUAAUGACAGGAGAUAAUGGUGAUGUAGUAGCUCACCAACUUCCCAUCUCCCUUCUGACAAAUUAAGCUGAUUAGUAUAAUUAUGCUAGCUGGAGCACUUCGUUUUGUUUUGUUUGUUUAUAUUUACAGUAAAAAUCGAUCUUAUUAGUUAAUUUAGUAAUGGAUAUUCUCUGGUGAAAGUUAUGAAAACUUCAUUAAUGCUCUUAGUGAAUGUUAGGAUUCAUAUUGCGAUUAUACAAGUGUUUGUGAGAUUGAUGAUCAAAAUGAACUUAAAAUUUUCAAAGAAAUUAACACAUUUAAACAAAUCUAUGAUUAGUGACAAUUUAUUGAAUAAAUUCCAAACAAGGUGAAUAUCAUAUAUAUGAAUACAUCCUUUUACCAAAAAAACAAAGAAUACAUCCGAAUUUAAUCAAAAACAAGUUAUUGACUUAACCCCAGUCAGAGUCGGUUUAACAAAUUAGAGAUUAUAAACAGUUUAGUAAAAAAAUUAAUGAUUGUUUUAACAAUUUAGUAGUUUAAAUAUAUAUAUAUAUAUAUAUAUAUAUAUCUUUCUAGAAUUUAGAGAAUAAAACUAAUAUUUCACUAGAUUAUUUUCGGAAGGCUAUGUUCAUUUACAUGUUCCAACGAUCUACGAUUACAAACUGUGACUAAAAUGUUGUAAUCUGCAACCUGCAAUUUACUAUCAAAUGUUGUUCAUUUUACUUUCGCAAUUUUAUUUUAUUUUUUAGUCGAUAGUUUUUUCAGAAAUUUAAACUCAUGAUUUUCCACUGAUCACUCACUGGCAUAAAAAUGAAUAACCUUCAACUUGUGGUAUGCAAUCUAAUCACACAAUCAAUCAAGUGAUAACAAAACAAGCAACAAUUUGCGAUUUACGAUUUAACACAGAUCAGAGUCACAUAUCACUGCAACUUGCAAACGGCCAAACUGUGGAUUUUGGCUCUGAAGACAACACUAAUAUUUUCCUUAACAAAAAAAUACAAAUUAUGCGAAACUCAAGAGCAAUGUGGUCUAAAACUUCCAUAAUCUCUUUUUUGUUCUGACAACGAAAAUCUAAUUGGGCGCUGUCAAAACAAAAUUAAUUGGGCCAUUCAAUAGUAGCUAAAUUAUGUCAAUUAAUAGCUCAAAUAUAACAAACCAGGUUAAUAUGGGCCUUUAGAUCUAAGUUAAGCCUAUUUAAGUUUACAGUUUUGAUUUCAAGCUGAAGAUGUUUUUCAACGGUAGUUUUCCAAAACACUGGCGGGAACGUGAGGAGGUUCAAAUCGCGGCAAUAAACCGCUUUUGCUAAUGGAUUCCGAGCAGAUGGUUGCUUACUGAAGCAACAACUGUGAAAAUCAUUAGGAUCUUUAUUUAGUUUAAAUGCUCUUGGUUUCCAGAAAAAUGCAUACUUUUCGGUACUAUGCAUUUGCUCAUAGGUUGAAUAUGUCUUUAGUCUUACUUCAAUGUUAGCCGCUGUGAAAGGGCCUGUAAUUCAACAUCAAACCUCAAAUCUUUACUAUAGUUUUCUUAUUCACUUUAAAUGAAAGAAAUAUGCUAUAAAUUCAAGUAGAUUUGUCAAAGAAGUAAUCAGCUUUUGUUUUUGUUAGCAUUGUGCUAGUUUACUUGCAUUAGAUUGGGGAAGGUUAAAGGCUACUAUGUUUACCAAGAUUAAUUCGUUUGGCAGUUAAGAACCGAUCAUGACAAACGGCUCUGUAACCAGAUAUUGUCUUAUGUCAGUUGAUGAAAGUGUCAGGGAAACGAAACCGGAAACCUUUACUUUUUUUUAUUGAAUGUUAUGUGUUGCUGUGGUCCAGGCUUCGUGUACAGUUGAAAAACAAAGGCAUUCUGAUAAAGAGAGAUGUGCGUAUUUUAUCCCUUACCAUGCUGAUUGUGUCACUGGAGGAACUCCUGCUGCGAAUAAUCGGAUAAAGAGAGUGCUAAGCGUCAAAACCAGAGUAAUAAAUGUACUUUCUUGCAUUUCACGUCAGAUGAUAUUAUAUAGUCUUGUGUCACAGGCUCACAGCUGAAGCUGAUGUGAUAAAUGGUGCAAGUCAGUAGUGGUAAGCUGCAACUGAAGGAGUUGUUCAGUGAAACACAGCAAAAGGGUAAAGCCAGGCCGCAGUGAAUUUGUUAAAGAUAACUAAUAUUGAAUGCGAGGAGUGUUGGUGGUUUUCUUCCGUAUAGCAAAUUUGAUUGUUUUGAACCAAAACAAUACAUGUUUAAAUCAUACCUACUCGCUAAUGAUAAAGUCAACAUUUACAUGAAUUAUUGAUAUGGUGAUUAGGAUGUUGGUUAAUUAGGGGAUGACUAAUUUCAUUUGUGAAUGUAGAUUCAAUGUAUUUAUUGAUAUGGCUCCUACAGUCACAUUCGCAAGCUUCUUUAGUGUCAAACCUAAAAGAGUGUUAACAUUUAUUUCUGUCUCUUUAACGUAAAUAUUUUUUGCAGUGCUUAUAAAAGCUUGCUUUUUUUCAUAAAACUUUAAUCUGAGUUCUAUAUAAAAUAUAGUAUACAAUUCUUUCACGGAAAAUUUUCUAGUAAUAAUUAAAAUUAAGAAUAUGACGAGAAAGAGAGGGAAUGUGAAUUAUUCUAUAUAUAAUAUUUAAAAAGGUCAAUGACCUGUGGAUUGUUAUAUUUUAAACUGUAAAGGAAUUUGCUGAAACAUCGGAUCUGGCCAGUGGGCUCGUACAAGAAAACCCCAUGUUCGGCCUCAUAUCAUUGUCAGUCUCAGUUUUAGACAUUUAAACAAUGGGGUGGUUGACCAUAAAAACAAUGGGGAGAAGAAAUAGAUAAGAGAUGGGACUGCAUGUAGUUUAUAUUUCUUAAGAUAAAAGUUUUCUUUACACCAAAAAAGAGAAGAUAAAGCUUUCUACUUCGAAAAUAAUAAGAGGUUACAAGAUAUUGACAAAUCUUACUAUUGAGUAGGAUUAUUUGACGGUGCUUUUGUUUGCAGUUAGAUGUUCUACGUGAGAAAAUAAAAGAAAUAACGUGUGGCAUUAGGAUUAAUAUGAUUGUAGCAUCGAGUCACAACCACAUGGCACAACAUGAUAUCUCAUGACCACAUGACCACAUGGCAUAAUCUGAGUUGGUAAUUAAAAAAUAAGAAAAAUAAAGCAAUAAUUGAAAGGAAAAAAAAACAAUCAUUUGCAUAGUUGGAGGUUUUGACCCAAAAAGCAAAACUUGUUUUAAGAUUCAAACCCCACAUUCUCCUUCCAUUUAACUGUCUUUUUCUUCUUCUUUCUCUUCUUCAACACAAUACAGACAUAAGAAGAUGGGGGAAAGACACGCAUGUUAUGUACUUGCAUAUGUGUUACUGUUAAUGUAUAUGUCGUCUCAAGUCGAGUGCAGCAACCAAGUGCACGCCCUGAGCCGCCUCUACCUUUCAAAGCGAGGGGUUGGUUCCUCCGUGGACACAACCCAUUUCAAGGCGGUUAAAAACUUGAAACCGUCUUCGUCCCCUAAUGUUGUUAACCAAAAGGAGUUAAGAAAGAGAGAUCUUAUACGGAGAUUGCCCGGGCAACCUCCAGUUGAUUUCGAUCAGUAUGGUGGCUAUGUCACCGUCAACGAAUCCGCGGGACGUUCCUUUUUCUACUAUUUCGUGGAAGCCUCCUCCAGCAUUAAGGAUUCUUCUCCUCUGUUUAUAUGGCUCAACGGCGGACCGGGAUGCUCAUCACUAGCGUAUGGAGCAUUACAAGAGCUUGGGCCAUUCAGAGUGCACAGCGACGGCAAAACGCUCUUCAGAAACCGCUAUGCAUGGAACAAUGCUGCGAACGUGUUGUUCUUAGAAUCCCCAGCAGGAGUGGGAUUCUCGUACACCAACACGACAUCCGAUCUCGAGAAGCAUGGGGACAGGAACACGGCAUCCGAUAACUACAUUUUUUUGGUCAAGUGGCUGGAGAGGUUCCCUGAGUUCAAAGGCAGGGACUUGUACAUUGGCGGUGAGAGCUACGCUGGACACUAUGUUCCUCAACUAGCCCAUACUAUCCUUGCCCAUCACCCGAAGAGCUUCCUCAAUCUCAAGGGCAUUUUGAUAGGUAACGCGGUGAUUAACGACGAGACCGACUUGAUGGGCAUGUACGACUUUUUCGAGAGUCACGCGCUCAUCUCCGAGGAUUCUUUGCUUCAACUCAAGAAUAACUGCGAUCUCAAGACGGAGUCUGCGAGCGUGAUGACCGAGGAGUGCGCGGUGGUGUCGGACCAAAUCGACAUGAAUACAUAUUAUCUGGACAUCUACAACAUAUAUGCUCCCUUGUGCCUCAACUCCACGCUCACUCGCAGGCCCAAGAGAGGAACCACAAUAAGAGACUUCGACCCGUGCAGUGACAAUUACGUGCAGGCCUACCUGAACAGGCAUGAGGUUCAGGUAGCCCUGCACGCUAACGGUACAAAGCUACCUUAUGAGUGGAUGCCAUGCAGCAGUGUGAUAAAGAAGUGGAACGAUAGUCCUACCACAGUCAUUCCUCUGAUCAAGGAGCUGAUGGGUAAGGGUCUCCGCGUCUGGGUGUUCAGUGGGGAUAUGGACGGGAGAAUCCCGGUCACGUCGACCAAAUACUCGCUCAAGAAGAUGAAUCUAACAGCCAAAACGGCUUGGCAUCCGUGGUACCUAGAUGGAGAGGUGGGAGGAUACACUGAAGAGUACAAAGGGAAGUUGACUUUUUCUACCGUGAGAGGGGCUGGUCAUCAAGUUCCCAGCUUCCAACCAAAACGUUCUCUUUCACUCUUCAUUCACUUCAUCAAUGACACUCCUCUCCCUGACACCUCUCGUUACUAAGUAUUCACAUCUGAUAUUGUUGAUUUCUUCUUCUAAUUAGCUUUUAUUUAAUCGCACAUCCAUUCUUUAUCUAUUCAGUAACUUUAAAUGUCAAUAUUUUUUUUAAUCACAAGCUCAAAAGAGCAAUUUAUCUGUUUACCAUAUCUAUCGUGCCCACAUGUUCUACACUACUAAGAUGGCACAUUCAGUUGAUCACAUCUUUAGGAGUAUGUAAAAGGAGAUGCAUACCAAGAAGUGAUGAACCUUGACAUCUUUCCAAGCCGAUAAUAUUCGUGAUUUCCCAAUAAGCGCUCCUGAAUACCCUUGUAAUAAUUGAAAAGAAGAGAAGCCUCAUGGGCGUAUAUAAAGAAGACUACGUUGGUAAAUCCGAUAGUGACAUAUGAUGCG
Messenger RNA from Brassica rapa (field mustard), 8837 nucleotides. Its product is annotated as serine carboxypeptidase-like 40. Lineage: Eukaryota; Viridiplantae; Streptophyta; Magnoliopsida; Brassicales; Brassicaceae. Gene Ontology annotation, cellular component: vacuole. The record is from RefSeq and is a predicted model, not a curated record. Gene Ontology annotation, biological process: proteolysis. Gene Ontology annotation, molecular function: serine-type carboxypeptidase activity.